CGCAUAAGGAUAAGGAGCGGAACGAACGUCGAGAACGACACGGAGAGCCGGCGAACAAAGAGCAUAAGUGGGGGGCACCCGCGAGUGUUUCUCGGCCAACAUCCACACACGGCACCGCAAGGUAGGCUAAUUGCAGUUGUACCUGCGUCACCUGUGCGCCGCCGCGCUCGCGAUUUCGUUUCCGCGUUGGAUGCGCAUUCGUUCUCCAAAGCCGCCUUUUCGCAUUUUCGCGUAUUUUCGUUGUCGCUCUUCUCGAAAAUAUCUUCAAGUAUUAUUUCUUCACGUUGGAACAAUGCGACGAGGAUCCGUUAGCAGUUGGCAGUCCUAUGGACAGCGAAAUUCCGACUGCAUGAUGACGACGUACGAGGGCAAUACCGCACUGCCACCGCCCUGCGAGGAAAUUGUUCAUCAACGAAAGGGUGGCUGGUUUUUAACGUACAAAAAGAUUCUCUCCUUCAUUGCCCUGUUCGUGAUCGUUGUGAUUGUCGCCGGUCUGAUCGGAUGGAACAUCGGCACGAUGCCCAAAACGAGAAUAUACGAUCCAUUAGCUCUUAUUGAGGACGAGGUGGAGGAAGAGGCCGAUGUCACUAUGAUCUCGAUAUCGCCUUUCGUUCAUCCUUCGAGAUACAGUCUCGAGUUGACGCUGUCGAAUGACGUCAACGCGACAUCGAAGCUGAAAGGACGAGUUGUCAUCGAAUUUCGUGUGGACAACACAACGCCAUUAGACAAAUUGUCUUUGAAUGCGAGAAACAUCACGGCCACGCGUUAUAAGUUGUCGCUCAUAGAGGAGAAUGGCGUGAGAGCGAAAAGGAGGCGUAGAAGACGCGCCGAAGAUAACAAGGGCGACCAAGAGAACGCUGACAAUGCUACCACACCGGCCUCAACAGCGAUGUCAUCUCCGCAAUUGGAAAAUCAGGAAACCCCGCGCGUUGUCACGGGUUUGCCUCCGGGAAACGGGACCGUUUCGGGUAACGAAACCGCUCCUUUGGCAAACGUAAGCUCGUCCGUGCCCGACGAGAAAAUCGCGGAGUCUGCGAACGCGACCACGUCUGGACCGGUGACGUCUACUACGGUAGUAUCUGGUAACGGAAGCGUAACUGACGUGGAGAUCGAACGAUAUGAGGUAGAUGCUAAUAACGGAUUACAUGUGAUAUAUCCGGCCGUCGCCAUGAAUCCGGGAACGUACAACUUGGAGAUCGAUUACGAGAUUAUGUUUGAUGGAAAGACGAUUUAUUCGGUGAACUUCAACGAGUCUAGCGAAAGAACCAAAUCAUUAAUCGGGACGCGAUUGAAAGCUGUGGGAGCCUCGCAUCUUUUGCCCCUCUUCGACGACGUGAAUCUCAAGGCUGUCUUCUCAGUGUCCAUGGCACGUCCGCGCGAAGCGAGAGUCCUGUCGAACAUGCCUCUCAAUACCUCCAAAGACACAUCGAAUGAUCGGAUGAUCGACAUCUUCAACGAUACUCCUUUGCUCUCACCUUACAAUCUGGCAUUAAUAAUGGGCGAGAUCGAGUCGGUGGGCGAGACGAGAACGGGGCUUGAUAACGCGACAGCGGUAACUUUCUGGGGCGAUCCGAAAAGGCGAUCACGGGGAAUUUACCUCCUCGACAAAGUCGACCAGAUUGUUGCGAUUUUCUACGACAUUUUCUCGAUGCCUUAUCCACUACCGAAAUUGGAUAUCGUCGCAUUACCGUCGCGAAUCGUCAAUAACGUCGGAAGCCCGGGACUGAUAUCAUUAAAGCAAUCGCUCUUCUACGCCGCGGAUCGAUCUCCCAUGGCCACGAAGACGGACGCGUUAAGCGCUCUGAUAAGCCUGAUAGGAGAACAAUGGCUGGGCGGUGUCGUGAACAUGAAGAACUGGACGGACGUUUGGCUACUUGAAGGCUCCAUUCUCCAUUUGCGACACGCGAUGAUCGAGAAGAUAGAUUCGUCACUGGACUCUAAUCAUGCCUUUCUCGCUAAUGUGCAAUGGGAUGCCAUGGAAGAUGAUAGCUACAGCGUCUCAAAGCCGCUGCAAUCGAACGUAAAUCCUGCCCAUCUGGAUUUUUCGGACGACAAUGUUCGACACAAGAAAGGUGCAUGCUUGAUUCGCAUGUUGCAUGGCGUGAUAAACGAUACCGCCUUUAGGAACGGCUACCGGAAAUUCAUAGCGAGGUGGAACUAUUCGACGGCAAACGUUGACGAUUUCUGGGAAGCGAUGGCGGAAGAAACUAUCGGUUUACCCAUGGAAAUCACGUUGUCCGAGGCGAUGAACUCUUGGAUUUCGCAUCGCGGAUAUCCGAUUGUCAGCGUCGUGAGGAAAUACAAGGAGGGCACCGCCACUAUUCGACAGCAAAGAUUUACGUACGAUCAAUCGCCAUCUGACACUCAACCGACGUGGUACGUACCGCUUGACUACAUUAACAAAACGAGCACUGAUUGGUCAUCUCCGACAAAGACGUGGUUGCAUACCGAAGCAGAGAUGGUGGUGCAGAACGUUGGCGCUAAAGAUUCUUGGGUUGUGUUCAAUGUGAAUAAAACAGGUUAUUACCGUGUGCACUAUGACGAGGAAAAUUGGAAGCUUCUGACGCAGGCCCUCGAGGAAAAUCACGAGGCCCUUCCGGCAGAAACCAGAGCGUCGCUCAUCGACGAUGUGCUUGGACUCGCCGCGGUCGGCUUGACGAAAUACGCGACCGCUUUCGACUUUAUUAAAUAUAUGCAAAUGAAGGAACGGCAUUACGCUCCCUGGGGUGCUCUGAUGCGUCAUCUGUUGAAGUUGAACGGUCUCCUAUACGAGACAUCUGGUUUUAGCGACUUUCAGGAAUUUACAUUAAAGUUUACUUCAAAAUUGUACUCGGACAUGGGGUGGAAAGUCGACGAGGGAUCGCGACUAACUUUGACCGCCCUUACGAUAGCGUGCGCGUUCGAGAAUGCGGAAUGCCUUGAGUGGGCCAGGAGUCAUUUUGCGAAAUUGAAGGACCAUUCCGAUGCGGACGAGGUUGUGCCGGCGUAUGCACGCGAAGUGGUGUACUGUACGAUUGCACGAUAUGGCACGCGAAACGAGUGGAAUUACUUUGUUGAGAAAGCAAACUCUACCGCAGAUCGGGAUGAAAAGAAUCGCCUUCUAUCAGCAUUUGCGUGCUUCCAGACGCCGUGGAUUCUGCAAUCGAUACUUAGCGAGAUUCUCGAAGGGAAGAUGUACGACGAGGACGAGACGCAAAGGAUCUUAAGAAGUUUCCCGCAAAAUCCGGUGGCUGCGCAAAUCGCCUCCAAGUUCGUGCAAAAUAAUUGGCAGGUUAUCGUCACGAGAUUCUCCACAUCUCGUCCGAUCUUAAAAGCUUUCGCGCUGGCGAUGACGAACGGCUUGAUCAGCGAGGAGGACUUUGAAGACUUUCAGACUUUCAGCGAGGAUAAUCUCGACAGCAUAAAGAUCGUGGGGUACACCAUGGCGAUGGUCGAGGCGCGUGCUAAAUUCGCGAUAAAGUGGUUAAAGGAAUCGCUGCCGGAAGUGCAGGAGUGGUUAACGGCGAACAAUUCCACGGAGACGUCGGUAUGAAUAGUCGUGAGAUCCGGGUGCGAGAGGACGAAGGAAACGUCCCGCGCGCCCUGUAAUUAUCGAUUCGCCCUCGCAGUUGACGCUCGCACGCACGCGAAAAGAACUGCGGCAACUUUUCUACGACAACAAGUUUUAUUUCUCCGUAUGCUUUUGUCAAGCAUGAUUACAAAACCAAGCAACAAGAAUCUCGUCCUUAUAUCGUGUAGCCUUAGAACGACGGUCGUUAGUGUAUAAUUAGUUAGUAGGUACAUAUUUAACAAACGAUAUACAUAAUAAUCGUAUCUAA
Vollenhovia emeryi is the source of this 3818-nucleotide messenger RNA. RefSeq names its product aminopeptidase N-like. Gene Ontology annotation, molecular function: peptide binding; zinc ion binding; metalloaminopeptidase activity. The transcript has 17 exons. Gene Ontology annotation, cellular component: cytoplasm. The record is from RefSeq and is a predicted model, not a curated record. The coding region runs from base 191 to 3532 and encodes 1113 amino acids. NCBI's taxonomy places the organism in Eukaryota, Metazoa, Arthropoda, Insecta, Hymenoptera, Formicidae. Gene Ontology annotation, biological process: peptide catabolic process; proteolysis.